Molecule: messenger RNA, 2597 nt
Organism: Kickxella alabastrina
Lineage: Eukaryota; Fungi; Kickxellomycota; Kickxellomycetes; Kickxellales; Kickxellaceae
Product: Metallo-dependent phosphatase-like protein
Exons: 3
Coding region: 275-2545 (756 amino acids)
Cellular component (GO): nucleus; cytoplasm
Molecular function (GO): protein serine/threonine phosphatase activity
Source: RefSeq, a predicted model, not a curated record
UUCCACACAUUUACUCACAUUUACACUUUCUCACACGCAUACACGCAAUCUCUCUCUUUUUUUGUGUCUGUUUCUUUUUAUUUUAUUCAUUAUUAUUAGUUUUCCUUUUCCCUUUUUACUGCUGUUGUUGUCAUUGUCAAAAAAAUAGGUUUUUAUUUUUAAUUCUUUCUUUUCCUUUCAUAAUCUUUAUUUAGUAUUUCCAUUUCCUCUCUUUUUUCACUUUUCGCUUCUCCCCCCCCCUUUUUCCUCCUUUCCCCUUGCACAUUUACUCACGAUGGGAAACACACCCUCAAAGCCCAACAAGACGCGCAGGUCAAUUAGACUAUCCACCGACUUCCCCGACAAUGCAGAGUCGGAAAUAGCCUCCAUAGACUCUCAACAGCAGCAACAGCAACAACAACCACAGCAGCAGUCAUUACAACAACAAAAUCAGCAGCAGCCGCGGCUAAGCAAGGAUAGGGUGCAGCGUCCAAGUCUCGAGGGCCGCAUGCCCACGUCACCACUAACCAUGGCCAAACAACAGUCGGCCACCAGCAGCACAAACAGCAAUAUUACCAGCAACACGCCGCUCAACGGGCUCCUCGGUACACUCAACGCUCUUCCAGGUACCAAUGGCUCCAGUCAGCCAUCCACGCCCUACACACCCAGCUCGGUGGCCACCAGCCGCAACGACUACUUUCCGCUGCAGGUCACCAACACGCGCGACUCGCGCAUGUCGCUCGGCGGGCGCAUGCGGGGUCGCAAGAAGCGGUCGUCAGCACUUGAAACCGACGAGUCUGCGCGCUCGUCGACCACCGGCGGCACGCCGCGGUCGUACUGUGACCUCCCUGGCGUGUCUAUCUUGACGGGCGGCGCAGCCAACGCGGGCGAGCGGCUGCCGCCUCUGCGCGAGGACCAGAGCGUGGCGCUGACCGAGUAUGUGUCGACGGCGAACGGCGCCGAGUUCGCCAUCAUCAAGCACGCAGAGAAGCCAAAGCAGUUCAGCGUCGACGACAUGAUCUUCCGGCUGCUUGACGCUGGCUUUAGCGGCAAGGUCACCAAGAACGUCUGCCUGCGCAAUUCGGAGAUCGUCGCCGUCUGCCACGCCGCACGCGAGGUGUUUCUCGCGCAGCCAACGCUGCUGCAGCUGGCGGCGCCAGUCAAGAUCACCGGCGACAUCCACGGCCAGUACACCGACCUGCUGCGCAUGUUCGACAAAUGCGGAUACCCGCCUCACUGCAACUACCUGUUUCUCGGCGACUACGUCGAUCGCGGCAAGCAGUCGCUCGAGACCAUCCUGCUGCUGAUGUGCUUCAAGAUCAAGUUCCCCGACAACUUCUUUUUGCUGCGCGGCAACCACGAGUGCGCCAACGUCACGCGCGUCUACGGCUUCUACGAUGAGUGCAAGCGCCGGUGCAAUGUCAAAAUCUGGAAGGCCUUCAUGAACACCUUCAACUCGCUGCCGGUGGCCGCUGUGGUCGCCGGAAAGAUCUUCUGCGUGCACGGGGGGCUGUCGCCGGAUCUGAUCAGCAUGGACCAGGUGCAGCAGCUCAGCCGCCCGUGCGAUAGCGCGUCCGACUGGGAGGAGAACGAGCGCGGCGUCUCGUAUUGCUUCGGCAAAGCCAUCAUCACGGAUUUCCUGCGCCGCAUGGACUUUGAUCUCAUCUGCCGCGCCCACAUGGUCGUCGAGGACGGGUACGAGUUCUUCCACGGCCGCCAGCUGGUAACCGUGUUUUCGGCGCCAAACUACUGCGGCGAGUUUGAUAAUUCGGGCGCUGUCAUGAAUGUCAAUGAGGAGCUGCUGUGCUCGUUUGAGAUUCUCAAGCCACUGACCGAGAACCUGCAGACAUGCAUGGCCAGGGUGGAGGCGAACUUUUGGUCGAGGCGCCAGCAGGUCGAGGCCAUUAUGAACGAGGCCAUUGCUGCGCAGGCCAAGAAGGAGCUCGAGCAGCAGCAGAUGAUGAUUAAGCAGCAGGAACUGCAGGAGCAGAUCGAGAUAGCUUCCGAGGAGGCUGCUACUGCUGCUGCCUCUGCCUCGGCUGCUGCUGCCGCCGCCGCUGCUUCGGGUGUUAACAACCAGGCGCCCACCAAGCCAUCGGCUGCGAUCGGCCACGGCGGCGACGAUGAAGAAGAGGAAGAAGAAGACAAGGAGGUGCUGGGACGGAUGCCGCACCAAAUCCACCACGCCAUGGCUGCGAAUGCCGCUAAACCCCCUAUGGGCGGCAUCGAGCGGCGGAGACAGUCAUCUGAGGCCGCCGUCUCGUCGGAUGCCGUCACCAACAGCAAGCCGGCAAAGGCAGUGCAUCCGCGGAUCGUCAACAAAUUAGAGCUAGUCAGCACGAUGACGGACGACGACGAUGACGAGGACGACGACGAUGAUGAAGAGGACAGCAGCCAGAACAGCGCGCUCGAUGGGAUUGGCCGCACGAUGGGUGGGAUCAAGGAGUUUGACUCGGAGAGCAUCCUUCACGGCACCCCGCCUAGAGGAAGUAAACUCAAGCAGCAUAUGGUCCAAGGCCGGUCCUCAAUCACGUCACCACCACCGUCUCCGCCGUCACCUUAUUAAAUCCCUUUUUGGAUUUUUUUCUUUACUUUUUUCUUUCUCUCUCUUUUUUUCC